AUGGGGAUGGACAAGCGUACUAUCAAAAUAAUAGUGGCAGUGGUAUCCGUUGUUCUUGUCCUUGGUAUUAUCCUGGGAGUGCUGCUUGCAAUUUUCCUACCGUAUCGAUAUGUGGAACUGGAAGUAUGGCCACGGUCAGAAGAGUACAAUCAUUACGAGCCUCUGAUACACUUUCGGGCUGGUGACCCAGGCAGUUGGCAUGUCUGGUUCAAACGGAUUAACGACUUCCUACGUGACUACGAGACAACAGUCCCUGAGGAUCCUCCCCGAGCACCAUGCUCCAUACACCGUCACGACCAGCGUUUGCCGGUACCAAGUUGUGAGCGAGCACUUAACAUGUGGGCGCCUUGCAAUGCUGACAACUUCUAUGGAUACGCAGCUGGAAAACCUUGUGUCUUCUUAAGACUUAAUCACAUUCAUUACUGGGUACCGGAACCGUACAACGUGUCGAAACCAAUGGAGAUUCCUCCAGAAAUGCCAAACAACAUUAAACAAUUCAUGCAACAACGCCCAGCUCACCACUACGGCGAUUACGUUUGGGUCUCCUGCAAUGGCGAGUUCCAAUCUGAUGAGGAGAAUGUAGGUCCUAUACAGUACAUUCCAGCAAAUCUGCCACCAGGUUUUCCAACAAACAGGCUGACUACUGCUGAUAGGAUCCCGUAUUCGGCCCGGAACCUCCCCGAUCAGAUACAUGGACCUCUCGUUGCUGUUUUCUUUGAGAAUCCCAGACGUGGAGUAGUAAUCAACAUUGAAUGUCGAAUUUGGACACGCGACAUCAUCUACCGCAGCUCCAGUCGAGUAGGCCACGCCCGCUUUGAACUGUACAUUCAAUAA
Molecule: messenger RNA, 834 nt
Organism: Pieris macdunnoughi
Lineage: Eukaryota; Metazoa; Arthropoda; Insecta; Lepidoptera; Pieridae
Source: the annotation of a GenBank genome assembly